Dipodomys ordii (Ord's kangaroo rat) is the source of this 1530-nucleotide messenger RNA. RefSeq names its product TRMT1-like protein. Lineage: Eukaryota; Metazoa; Chordata; Mammalia; Rodentia; Heteromyidae. The record is from RefSeq and is a predicted model, not a curated record. Bases 238 to 576 code for a protein of 112 amino acids. The transcript is spliced from 2 exons.
GGUAGCGUUCUCGAAUCGUUGCCUCUGGCUUUUCUGCUGACAGGAUUUGUUAGCCGGUUCCUCUUUUCUGUGUGUUGUUGUGGUUGUGUGUGUGUGUUGCCCGCACCCCGCCCUCUCCUCAUUUGUUUCCCCUCGGCUUGGAUCCUGCCCAGUGGGCAGUGACGCCACUCGUAUCCGCCCGCCGUGGGUCCCCCUCCCCACCCCCACCCCAGGUCCCCCGGCGCGGAGGCGGUAACUAUGGAGAACAUGGCGGAGGAGGAGCUGCUACCCCUGGAGAAGGAGGAGGGAGCUCAGGUCGGCGUCCCGACCUCGGCCCCGGCCUCGGCCCGGGUGUCAGAUUCGGCUCCGGAACCGGCUCCGACUCCGGCCUCGGCUCCAGCCCCAGCCCUUGCCCGGGCCCAGACUCCGGCCCUGUCCCCGUCCCUAGCGUCUGCCCCCGAGGAGGCGGAAAGCAAGAAUUCGAGACUUACAAAGUUGUUUGGUGGGAGACAGCUCAGUGCCCUCCUCCAGGUCUCGACACCGAACGAGUAUGUAUUUAUUCCAUCCCCUCAGAAGCUGACGGUUGAGCAUGAGUAGUCCGUGUUACUGUGCUCUGAAUCCGCUUCAUGUUUUCUGAGUGGUAGUUAGUUGAUUGGAUCGUUUGGGAACUUUAAAACCUGACGAUUAACCACUUCUGUAAGGACCUUCUGAACGUUUUUAAAUGGCAAGGAAGGUUUAGCGACUACUUUCACGAAAUUGUUUCAUGGUCCGUAAAUUGAUGUUUCUUCCUCCUACUGAAUAACCACGUAGGGUAUUUUAACCUAUCGUCUCUGCUACGAUGUGACCAAUUUUAAAUUUGGUGUUUUUAAGACACUUGGAUAGUUGUAGUCUAAUAGAAUUACCCUGCGAUUUUAAAAGAACAUUAACUGUUAUAAGUAGAUUUAAAACAAGUAGGUCUAAUCGGAGCAAAGAAAAGUCACCAUCUCAGGUAGACGCUUCAUAUACAUGCAUGGCUUGUACAUGCAAAAUAAGGCCUGUUUAUUUCUUCACCUACAGUAUGGUGGUGGAUGGGGAGUUUUACACUGCAAAGUAGCCUUCUGCUUUUCAGAUUAUGUCUAUUUAAAUUGGUCACAAGAGAUUCAGGUGCUUUAGGGAGUGUAUGCUUUCUCCACCUCCUCACCAUUAAGAAUGUGUUAAGCCAGAUACCUGUACUACACACUGAGAUUGAAGGGGGAUAUGCAGUUGGAGACAAGCCUGGACUACAGAGAGAGACCCUGUCUCAAAAAUAAAAAUAAGGAUUGGGAACAUUUAUGUAUUCCAGGACUUAUAAGUAUCAUAUAAAGAUGUAUAUACUGUUUGAGAAACUUGGAAAAUGCAUUACUGGGACAAAUAAUGACUGAGAAAUCUGAAAUGCGUUAGAAUUAAGAUACAUAUUAAUAAUACUCUAAAAAUUAUUUUUAGAUGAUCUAGUUAGUCUUUUGAAGUCAAUCAUAACUAGGGAAGAUGAAGAUGGUGUAUCUGAAAUAGAACUGAAAGCUGAGGAAACAGUAA